Sinocyclocheilus grahami is the source of this 1504-nucleotide messenger RNA. Its product is annotated as neuronal acetylcholine receptor subunit alpha-2-like. The record is from RefSeq and is a predicted model, not a curated record. Gene Ontology annotation, biological process: monoatomic ion transmembrane transport. The coding region runs from base 1 to 1500 and encodes 499 amino acids. Gene Ontology annotation, molecular function: acetylcholine-gated monoatomic cation-selective channel activity; transmembrane signaling receptor activity. NCBI's taxonomy places the organism in Eukaryota, Metazoa, Chordata, Actinopteri, Cypriniformes, Cyprinidae. Gene Ontology annotation, cellular component: postsynaptic membrane. The transcript has 6 exons.
AUGGCACGGACAUUAUCAGACGGUUGGAUGCAUGCACAUGCAGAAGACAAACUCUUUAAAAAACUCUUCAUCGGUUACAAUAAGUGGUCCAGACCUGUGCGGAAUAUCAGCGAUGUUGUUAUUGUCAAAUUUGGCCUCUCGAUCGCCCAGCUUAUUGAUGACGAGAAGAAUCAAAUGAUGACAACAAAUGUUUGGCUGAAACAGGAAUGGAACGAUUAUAAACUGCGCUGGAAUCCAUCUGAAUUUGAUAAUGUGACAUCUAUUAGAGUCCCAUCAGAGAUGAUUUGGGUUCCUGACAUUGUUUUAUACAAUAAUGCGGAUGGUGAGUUUGCGGUGACCCACAUGACCAAAGCCCACCUGUUCCACACUGGAAAGGUGAGUUGGGUUCCUCCAGCCAUCUACAAGAGCUCAUGCAGCAUUGACGUUACCUUCUUCCCGUUCGACCAACAAAACUGCAAGAUGAAGUUCGGCUCCUGGACCUACGACAAGGCCAAGAUUGAUCUGGAGCAGAUCGAGAGCACCGUGGACCUGAAGGACUACUGGGAGAGCGGCGAAUGGGCCAUCAUCAAUGCCGUGGGAACCUACAACACAAAGAAAUACGACUGUUGUUAUGAGAUCUACCCGGACAUCACCUACUUCUUCAUCAUCCGCCGUCUGCCUCUGUUCUACACCAUCAACCUCAUCAUUCCCUGCUUGCUCAUUUCUUGUUUGACUGUGCUGGUGUUCUACCUGCCAUCAGACUGUGGAGAGAAGAUCACGUUGUGUAUUUCUGUCCUCCUUUCCCUCACCGUUUUCCUGUUGCUCAUUACCGAAAUCAUUCCCUCGACGUCUCUGGUCAUUCCACUGAUUGGAGAGUACCUGCUCUUCACCAUGAUCUUUGUCACCCUCUCUAUAGUCAUUACUGUUUUUGUGCUUAACGUGCACCAUCGUUCACCAAGCACCCAUAAAAUGCCCCGUUGGGUCCAUUCGGUGUUCCUGGACCUCAUUCCCCGCUGGCUCUUCAUGAGACGCCCGGAACCCGAUCAGAAACGCCACAAUAUGCCUAACCUCAGCACGUCCAAAAGCUGGCUUCAGCAGGAGACGGAUGUGGAUGGGCUGAACUGUCGGGACAAGGAGUUCGGGUUAGGGAUGGGAAUAUCCACGUCCAUCUCGUCCCCAUCCGCCACGUCUCUGCAUCUGUCCGACUUGGAGCCUUUGCUCCAGAAGUACGAGCUCCAGCAGUUAGGACAUGUGGUGAACUUGUGUCAGUGUUCAGCAAAUCUUACAAAUCUCGUGUCAGACCCCAGUCUGACCUUCUCACCGUGUGUCCUACGAGCUCUGGACGGGGUGCGCUACAUCGCUGAUCACCUGCGUGCUGAGGACGAAGACUUCUCAGUCAAGGAGGACUGGAAAUACGUGGCAAUGGUGAUUGACCGUAUCUUUCUGUGGAUGUUCAUCAUCGUGUGUCUGCUGGGGACGGUCGGCCUCUUCUUACCUCCCUGGAUAUCAGGAAUGAUCUGAGAGC